GAGAGCCCUUUUCUUUGCUGGAGGACAGGACAAGGCAGAGCUAUCCAGAGGCAAGCCGAGGAAGCAGAGCUAUCCAGAGGCAGCAACCAGGGAUUGUUCUGGCCAGAGAGGUGGGGAAAGAACCAACAGUAGCUUGACUUGCAUCCCAACGCAAUGGGUUUGCUAGACUGCUGUGCAAGAUGCCUCAUCGGGGCACCCUUUGCCUCCCUGGUUGCCACCGGCUUGUGUUUCUUGGGGGUAGCACUCUUUUGUGGUUGUGGGCAUGAAGCCCUCACUGGCACUGAGCACCUGAUCGAGACCUACUUCUCCAAAAACUAUCAGGAUUAUGAGUAUCUGAUCGAUGUGAUCCAUGACUUCCAGUACGCCAUUUACGGGAUUGCAGGGUUCUUCUUCCUCUACGGAGCCCUCCUGCUGGCCGAAGGUUUUUACACCACCGGCGCUGUCAGGCAGAUUUUUGGCGACUACAAGACCACCAUCUGUGGCAAGGGCCUCAGCGCUACGGUAACAGGGGGCCACAAGGGGAGGGGUCCGAGAGGACACCGUCAAGCUCACUCUUGGGAUUUGGUGUGUCACUGUUUGGGCAAAUGGCUAGGACAUCCCGACAAGUUCGUGGGCAUCACCUACGUCCUGGCCAUCCUGUGGCUCCUCGUCUUGGCCUGCUCUGCAGUCCCGGUCUACAUCUACUUCAACACCUGGACCACCUGCAACUCCAUCGCUGUCCCCAGCAAGACCUCCGCCAGCAUCGGCAACUUGUGCACUGACGCCAGGAUGUACGGUGUCCUGCCUUGGAACGCCUCUCCGGGAAGAGUGUGUGGACAAAGCCUGCUUUCUAUCUGCAAGACAGCUGAGUUCCAGAUGACGUUCCACCUGUUUAUUGCUGCCUUUGUGGGUGCUGCAGUCACACUGGUGGCUCUGCUCACUUUCAUCAUCGCAGCCACCUACAACUUUGCGGUCCUGAAACUGAUGGGCCGAGGCACCAAAUUCUAAGGGCCGGGAGGGAGAGAUGCUGCAUUUACAAGACGCCUUUUCUAACUCCAAGGCUUUAACCCAACGCAGCCGCCGCCGCUCCAUACCAGGCCUCUGCCUCUAACUCCGCCCGCCCGCCCAUUCUCCCUCCUCUUCCUCGAUGCUAUUUGACACAGAGCGUGGGGCGGGGAAGGCCAGGGCCCAGCGACAGACCGCUCUUUGUGGCGCCCUUCUCUCUCUCUCUCUCUCUCUCUCUCCUGUGGCUCUGCUCUCCCAGCCAAGCUCUUUGGAAAACAGGACCCACCCACCCCCACCUGGAGUUCACCACCAGCAAGUGGGCAGAGGCGGCACCAGCUUCCCAGCUCCAAAGAGGGAAGGAGACCAAUGAAAGCAGGAGGCUCUUCCACUGCCCGAGCAGCAAGACUGCAGAGAGAAGGAAGCCGGUAGGGCUGGCUGUGCUUGCUGGAGGCUCACCUGCCUCGACACCACCGAAAACAGAACUUCCUUCCAUCUUUGUAGAAGAAGAAGAAGAAGAAGAAGAAGGGAGGACCAAAGGGAGAGAGAACCAGCACUGGUGCUGCCCAAGCAAAGAGGGGCUGGAGCAAGGAUCUCCCCACCAUGGGAAGGGAGCACUGACCCUCCAAUGCUGAUAGACUUGCCCUCCCUUGCCGUGGAGGAGCUUGGCGCCCCCAUAGCUAAGGGGUCUCCAUGGGCAUCCACAGGACUUUCCUGGGUGGGGGCAAAACCAGCAGUCCAAUACCCCCCUCCCUCGGAUUAUGCCCCAUUGAAUUCAAUGGCACUGGUUCUAUCCAGGGGAGGGCAACUCUAGCCGCCGCUGCCCCGGACACGCGUGGGGACCUCUUGUCUUCAUACCUGGACAGAGAAGAGCAAAGCUCUUCUUGCAUCGUCUGUGCCGCCUGCCACACCUCUAACCUCUUGGGCAGGAGUUGGCCUUAUUCUCCCAAGGGCAUCAGUAACCAGCAGCUUGAGUGUGUAACACUAGAGGCUCCUUUGCUAUGUGGGGGACCACUCCUGCCCUUUGGGGCUGCCCCCUCAUGCUGCCGUCUGCCUUCUUGCCUUUUGCAGCUAGCCGAGGAACUGAACUUUCUCCAACCUUCACUAUGGUGCUUCUCUCUUCUAGUGACAUUUGCUUCCUUCCUGUAUUCUUUACACUGGUGGCCUUUUUUUCCUUUUUCCUUUUUCUGCAGAAUAUAACUUUUUGCUUCUUUUGAUUCUUGUUACAAAUCGUUAUUUCCUGCAAGUUGUAGACCUUGGCCACAAACCUGUCCACGUUCCGGUUAUGUGGAGUCUCCCAUCUUGGUUCAUUUACAGCCCAGAUUAUCCAAAAGGCCUUCAAAGAUCAAAGAACAGAAGUGCACAGAGUUAUUUUUUUAUUCCCAGAAUAGUUAAAUGAGUUGAUUAUGUAGCACGCACACACACACACACACACCCGUCUCCUCUGGGUCUCAUACAACUAUACCAAGUAACGAUAAUUGAUGGGCCGAAAAUGCAACUGGAUUUUUUUGUAGAUACCAGUGCAGGAUUGGGACUUCGUGAUUUCAAUCUGCUAAGGGAAUCCACCAGUAGAGGCCACCCAUGGCAGCUACACAGUCACCACACUCAUGCAACCACAACACUGGGAAGUGAUGGGUCCGUGACUGCUGAGACUUCCCAGCUCCCUUCUGAAGCACAUGCAGAGAGGUCCGCGGGUUUGGUGUGUGUUUAUGGCAGGAACCAAGACACAGGACAUCAGAUGGCAGGAAUUUUUAAUGCUGGUCUUAGCCAAGGUGGCCUAGGCUUAUGCCCCAUUGAAUUCAAGGAGGAGGAGGGCUGGCCCAGGUAGCCAAAUGAAUAGGUUAGGCUAUCAACACACAGGGGGUUAGGGAGGAGGGUGGAAGGUUGGGGCCACAAGGGGUGAGACCUCAGGAACCAGCUGAGAUCAGGACAAGUCAAGCCAGCCAGCCCUCCCUUUGAUUCCUAUAAUAUAUAAUAACCAGAACUCAUGCCUGCCCAACCCCGACCUGCCUUCCCCAAAAAGAGAUACAAGGGGGAAAGCAGUUAAUAAGCUCAAAGUGUUUUCUUCAUUCCUGAUCUUGAAUUUCCAGUUUUUAACCAAGCAUAAAGGAUCAUGUUUUUAGAGACUUACCUUACAAGGUGUAUUUUAUAAAAUUAAAGAAAAUAAAACUUAAGAAUGUUCUGAACCA
This is a messenger RNA of Hemicordylus capensis (graceful crag lizard), 3170 nucleotides long. RefSeq names its product proteolipid protein 1 (gene PLP1). The coding region runs from base 154 to 987 and encodes 277 amino acids. Gene Ontology annotation, cellular component: plasma membrane; myelin sheath. The record is from RefSeq and is a predicted model, not a curated record. Gene Ontology annotation, biological process: central nervous system myelination; axon development. Lineage: Eukaryota; Metazoa; Chordata; Lepidosauria; Squamata; Cordylidae. The transcript has 7 exons. Gene Ontology annotation, molecular function: structural constituent of myelin sheath.